AUGUGGCAGUUCGAUAAGGCUACAAACGGUCACGUAUCUGAGUUAAAACCCCUCACAUUCAAUAGUAGAUAUGACUUGAAGACAAUACCUCUGCCUCAGCCGGGAUUCAUUGUCAUUAAAAUCAUCGCAGAACAAAAGCCUGCCAUUGCUCCACCCGUCUUUGUAUUUCAGAAGGACAAAGCACAGAAGAGAUCAGCAGAUGGCUCGAGCCCAGAGGAUGGAGAUGAAUCUGAUCGAGAGGAUGGGAGCUACUGUCCACCUGUGAAGCGUGAGAGAACUUCAUCCUUAACUCAGUUCCCUCCUUCUCAGUCAGAGGAAAAGAGCAGUGGAUUCCGGCUGAAGCCACCAAUACUUAUCCAUGGUCAGGCACCUAGUGCAGGUCUCCCUAGCCAGAAACCGAAGGAACAGCAGCGCAGCGUGCUACGCCCGGCAGUACUGCAGGCACCACAGCCAAAAGCUUUCUCACAGAUGGUUCUCAGCAGUGGCACCAAUGGUGUAAAUAUCCCACCAGAUUCUGCAGCCACAUCGGAAUCGCUAAGUAAUGCAACACUGAAAAGUUCUGACUCUGAAGAUAAGGCAGGAGAAUGUCAGAAAAAAGAAUCUAACAAUACUUCAGAUGAUGACAGCUGUGAGAAGGCAGAACUAAAUGCACAGCAAGCGUUUGUAUUUGGGCAAAACUUAAGAGAUAGAGUUAAGCUAGGAGAUGAAAGCGAUGAAACUGCCGACGUGCAGAAUGCUGGCCUUCCUGCAUCAGACGUACCUUCUGCAACAAAUUAUUUUCUACAGUACAUCAGUUCCAGUGUAGAGAACUCUACAAACAGUGCAGAUGCAUCUAGCAACAAGUUUGUUUUUGGACAGAACAUGAGUGAGAGAGUCCUAAGUCCACCGAAAUCCAGCGAAGGCAGUACAGAGAGUACUAAGGAGAAUGCUGCUACAGAAUCUGCGUCUGAAUCAUCUUCUCAGGAAGCCACACCAGAGAAAG
This is a messenger RNA of Apaloderma vittatum (bar-tailed trogon), 982 nucleotides long. RefSeq names its product ran-binding protein 3-like. The record is from RefSeq and is a predicted model, not a curated record. The annotation marks the transcript as partial. Lineage: Eukaryota; Metazoa; Chordata; Aves; Trogoniformes; Trogonidae. The transcript is spliced from 12 exons.